This is a messenger RNA of Lathyrus sativus (Indian pea), 1137 nucleotides long. The record is from the annotation of a GenBank genome assembly. Lineage: Eukaryota; Viridiplantae; Streptophyta; Magnoliopsida; Fabales; Fabaceae.
AUGAAAAAAAUUGGAUCACAUUUUGGAUUUGGUGAUGACAUAAAAAUGAGCAACCACUCAUCUAUAGGUCCUCCUAUGAGUGCCAUUGAUAGAUUCUUAUGUGGUCAACGCAACCAUCUUCCUCAAAACAUUGUUGAUGGAAAUUGUUGUAGCUUUGGUGCUUCAACCUAUAGUUAUAUGUGGCCUAAUAAUAAUAAUAUCAUGACUCAAGAAGCUAGCUUUGUUGAUCGUCUAUUGGGAGAGGAAGAGGUGAUGAAAUGGACACAACAAAUUCCUUCAUUGUCUGUGGAGAAAGAAGAUGUGAUCAAUGGAUUAUUAGGAAAAGGUACAUCAAAAGUGGUGGGAAAAAGACCUAAGAAAGUUUCUUCUCUUUCUUUGAUCAAAGGACAGUGGAGUGAUCAAGAAGACAGAAAAUUAUUGAAGUUGGUGAAGCAAUAUGGCGUAAGAAAAUGGUCUCAAAUAGCUGAGAAGUUGGAAGGAAGAGCUGGAAAACAGUGUAGGGAGAGAUGGCAAAAUCAUCUUAGGCCUGAUAUUAAAAAAGAUAGUUGGAGUGAAGAAGAAGAGAAGAUACUAGUAGAAUGUCAUGGCAAGAUGGGAAACCGUUGGGCCGAGAUAGCGAAGAAAAUUCCCGGUCGAACCGAGAAUGCAAUCAAGAAUCAUUGGAAUGCAACUAGACGAAGACAAAACUCAAAGAGAAAGAACAAAAGGCCACAAACCAAAGAUGGUAAACCACAAUCUUCAAUUCUUCAAGACUAUAUCAAAACCUUGAUUCAAAAACCAUCCACAGCCACUACUACUACUAUUACUACUUCCGCGUCAGCGAUCUCUGACGACCCUUCUGCAGACCAAUCUCACCUUAUUUUUUCUAACAUGCUUCAUGAAAAUUCAUCUUCACCGCUUAUAGCUGAAUCUUACGACGAUGAACUUCUCUUCAUGCAACAGCUUUUCAAGGUGAAUAAUAAUGUUGAACCUGUAUUUAGCCAAUACUAUAAGAACCAAUCUACCAAAAAUCAGAUUCUCUCUGAUGUUCAACCUAACAACAUGUAUCCUUACCUUUCUCCAAUGCUGAAUGGAAUUCAAAACGAUAAUCUUUCAGAUGGGAUGUUGGAGUUGGUUUCUUCUGCUCAGUUUUUCUAA